Messenger RNA from Meira miltonrushii, 2010 nucleotides. RefSeq lists its product as uncharacterized. The coding region runs from base 120 to 1742 and encodes 540 amino acids. NCBI's taxonomy places the organism in Eukaryota, Fungi, Basidiomycota, Exobasidiomycetes, Exobasidiales, Brachybasidiaceae. The transcript has a single exon. The record is from RefSeq and is a predicted model, not a curated record.
GCAUAAUCCCUACAACAAACAAACAAAACCCGCAUUUGGAAAACAUAUUAUAAACAACAGAAACGCGGCUGCCCCCUUUCUAACCUUCUUACCACCAACACUAUACCCCCCUCGCAACAAUGUCGCAUUUUGUCGAUAAAGCAAAAAUUCCAUCCGUUUCAGGAUUCUUAUUAGGACACAAUCCACCCAGAACCAAAUCGUUCAUCUUUGGACUAGCGGUUGCAUUAUUGGUUUGGAGUGUGACUCCUUUGGCAUGGUUGACGGUCCUCAUUCGAUUUUACAAAAAAGGUCAAUUGAUUUCGAUCCCCUCAAAGAACAUAUUUGCAAAGAUUUGGUACUUGCAUUCGCUUGCUGAAAUACCAUUUAGCAUUUUUUUGGCUUUCAUCACUUGGAAAGCAGGUAAAGAAGCAAAACCACCAAAAGUUAGCUUUGAAACACUGCAAAUCCUCCUGACAAAAACACUUACUGUUGGACUUCCAAUCAAAGAGGGCGGAAUAGACGAUGAUCAAAGACAAAAACAUUUGAGAAACGGUAAAACGAUCACUUCCACCACAACUGCACAUCAAACAAGUAAUGGAGAUGCACAAUUACGUGGAAUUUCAGCUUUGCAAAAUAAACACAUUGAUGAAUCCGAAGCCGGACAAAGACGUGAAAGAUUACGAUCUUGGUUCUUCUUUGCUCCGAUUGAAGAUAUUUAUGAAGAUAACGUACGUGAAUGGUUGGCUUGGGCAUUUGCUGGAAGAAACCUUCAUGAUGCAAAACAAGACAAGGACUGCAUCGAACUUAUCGAUGAAGGAUUGGAAAUGGUAAAGCUACGAUUGAAUUGGCCAAACGUGAAACCGGGCUACAACCCAAAAGUACGUGCGAUUCGACUCACUUUGGACCCUAUUCGUGUUAUGAGUAGACCAUUGGGAUUUUAUGUGGUAACAAAUUAUGUUACUUAUGCCACGAUUGCAUGGUUGUAUGCAAUUCAUGGAUUCCGAUUCGAAAGGAGUGGAAGAUGUGAUUUCUUGGUCAAGAAGCCCGUUCCUGGUACAUCACCAAGCAAGAGAUCUUUGCCGAUCGUAUUCUUGCAUGGUUUAGGUAUUGGAUUAGGACAGUAUAUUCCUAUGCUUACACAACUUGCACGUCAUAAGGAUGGUGUUGUGAUCCUCUUGCAACCGCAUAUCUCCACCGCCAUCUUUUCGUCUAAAUUCCUUGACCCACCGGGAAAGGAUGAACAAGCACAAGCAACAAUUUCAAUUUUACAAAAACACAAGAUGGAACGUUGUACAACUUUGAGUCACAGUAACGGUACAAUGGUUUUAGGUUGGCUUUUACGUACUGCACCGCAAUUGUUUGAACGUAAUAUUCUCGUCGAUCCAGUUUCGUUUUGCAUGUGGGAAGGAUCUGUUUGUUAUUCAUUCAUUCAUAGAAGAUGGGCAAGUGGAGUUGAAGCAUUGUUGGGUUAUUUCGUCGGAAGAGAAUUAGGUAUCGCACAUACGAUUGGAAGGAGUUUUAUUUGGUUCGAUAUGAUCCUUUGGACGGAAGAGUUUCCAAGCUUGAACCCAAAUAACCUUCAUAUCAUCUUUGCCGAAAAGGAUCUUUUGGUUGACGUUCCUGGAAGUGUGCAAUACCUUCAAUAUUCUGGCGUUUCGGAUGAUUGUAUUUCUGUUUUACGUAAUUAUCAACAUGGUCAAGCACUUAUGCAUAAAGGUCAUGGAAUGCAUUUAUCUCUCAAACAUGCAGGUCUUCGUAUGUGAUGGUCGCAAAUGUACUCUUUAUUUAUAGAAAUGUAAUGCUCUUGUCUGUACUGUUCGUGUGAUGUUCCCCCUUAUGACGUAAGCAUCAGAUCAAAGAGGUGCUGCUCAUCAAAGCGAACGUGGACAAUCACACCGGAUUGGGGUAUGAUAACAGUCAACAAAAUCUAAGGAACAAAAAGUUGCUUUCUUACGCGUCAAAGAGUAUGCAAAGCAACUUUAUUGUCCGAAAUUGGAUGGAUGUGCAGUGAUGCAUUUAAAAGGGGCUUGC